Molecule: messenger RNA, 7404 nt
Organism: Trichogramma pretiosum
Lineage: Eukaryota; Metazoa; Arthropoda; Insecta; Hymenoptera; Trichogrammatidae
Gene: dati
Product: zinc finger protein 853-like
Exons: 14
Coding region: 2365-5709 (1114 amino acids)
Biological process (GO): regulation of transcription by RNA polymerase II
Cellular component (GO): nucleus
Molecular function (GO): RNA polymerase II cis-regulatory region sequence-specific DNA binding; DNA-binding transcription factor activity, RNA polymerase II-specific
Source: RefSeq, a predicted model, not a curated record
UACAAAAAAAGAGAGAAACAAAAUUAAGAAAAAAGAAGCAUUGCCUUACAAAAAAAAAAGAUAUACCUACGUUUUCAAGGAACAAAGUGAGGAAAGAAAAGAAGGAGAACUUUAGACGUUUACGAAAUAAAUUGUAAAGAAAUGACUAAAGUAUAUUUUUAACAAGUUUUGAAAACUUUAGAUUUUAAACGUAAAUUUAAAAAAAGCGAAAACGAAAAAGCGCUAAAAUUCUUAAUAAUUAAAAAUGUGAUCUAAAAGUCGUUGCUACCAAGAAAGCCUUAUGUCCUUGUUUCAGUUAAUUCGGUUACACAUCUUCAAGCGGGAGACGCGUUACAGCGAGUUAUUCCCGCGCAGGAGAGGAAGACUGGACGAAGCGGAAAAAGCAGAAUAAGACAAGAGUCGAAGCAGAAGUCGAGCACAAGAAGAGCGGAAGAAUAAUAACGAUUAUAAGCGGGGUAGUAGCAAAUCGAAGGUUUUAAUAGUAUCAGUGAAAGUCACGAGGUUGACAGAUGAAAAUCUUGAAUCAUCGAAGCAGUGAGAAGAAGAAGAAGAGUGAAGAGUGAUAAAGAAUCGAGUGACGAAGAAAGAAGAAGAGGAAGUUUAUAAUCGAUACCCCGCGCCGCAUACUUAAAUAUAUUUCAGUGUGUUCAACAAACGAGUGUACCUAAGUGCAAUAUUAAUUAAAUGAUAGUAAAAGCUACUACCAUUGACGAUCGGUACGACGCGGUAAUCGAUAAUUGAUUAUAAAAAAGUAAAGAAAAAUAACCUCUUCAAGAUUAAUACUAGAGUCGCAUUUUUCUCGAGAGGGAGUUUUUUACGGACAUUUACGACGAUUUAUCAUAGUGAAGGACAAGGAGUGACCAAUCAUAAACAAACGAAGAAGAAUUCAGGUAAAAUAUCAGUGGCAAACCAUAAUAAACUGACGUUCCGUUGAAUCUAUAACAAUAGUCACCAAGAAGACUUGAAUAGUCUCUCAUCACAAACACGACAUACACACACGCAGUACACACAUAAAAAAAGGGCUUAAAAUAAUAAAAGUACUCAGGGCAACGCGGAACGAGCAGUGAUUUCAAUCCGCACAUCUCAACCUACAACAGUUACGAAUUCUUCGAAUCACCAAAAAAAAAAAAAAUCAAAUCUCCUUCGUUAAAUGUAUAGUAAUACUUGGACGACCAAAAUAAUCAAUCUCAGUCGUCAAAGUGUCCGUGAACCUCCGACUCUCGUUCACACCGUCCGGGCUGGGCAAUCCUGAAUUUAACCUGAACUUAAGUGUACGUAUAGAGUUUAAGUAAAUAGAAGAAUAAAAGAAGAGGCUGUCCUCCUUCGAGUGAGAGGACAUCCGAAUCGACUACUCACCCCCCACACACAUCUACUCAGGUAGAAACACGCGCGCACGAUAAUAUACUCACCACAGCACAAAUCACAGACGACAAUCCUCGACAUAACCGACGACAUUAUUACACAAACGAACUACAAGGAGGAAUAGGAGGAAAGUUCAAACAUCAUUAACAUCGACAACGAAGACUGCAGCAGCGACCUUAGCAGAUAUUAGCGUCAUCAUCAUCGACUCAUUGAAUUAGCAGAUAAUCAAGUUUGAUGAGCCAGACAACAACGAGCAGCAGAAGCAGCAAGUCAGCAGCAGCAGAGGCGUAUCAGUGUACAAACUGACGCCACCGUUGAUAAUCAGAGGUCGAGCGGUCGUGGGUCGAGGCGAGCUCAGCUAAGCUCAUCCACGACCACGACGUCGCCGACAACACGAGGACGACGAGGAGCCGAGAAGGCGCGAGUGAGGCCGAGCCCUCGGUAGGCGACGACGAGUGACGCGUCGUCCAGAGCUGCUUCGCGCCCCCAGCUGAGUGCCAAAAAGCGAGCAAGCUGCGCCGUAAGGGGGUAGCCAGGGCUUCUCGCGAAGGCCUCAAGAUUUCGGACGCGACGGCGGCCCUGGACCUGCGCUCCCAGUCGCAAGCCCAAUCGGACUUUGGCCUGGAUCAGCAGCUCCACCACCAGCAGCAGUUGGCGGUACACCAACUAGCCGCAGCGGCAGAUAGUCCAGCCGACCAGGUCCGGCCGACUCAUCCGCCCUAUCAGCAGCACCUCCAGCAGCAGCACCAUCCCCAACAUCAUCAGAGCAAUCACCUACACUCUGGAGAUUCGGGGGGUGGGCUAGAGGGCGGAGGAGGAGGAGGAGGGGCCGGCGGCGGUAGUGGUGACACUGCUGCAGCCGACCAGCUCGCGGGCCCUGGACAGCCCGCGAAGCAGCUUGCGAACAACGUCGAGGACGAGGACAUUACCGAGAGAGACGACGAGGAGGACGACGAGGAGGCCAGCUCAUCGGAACCGGAGCUGCCACCGGUGCCGGAGCCAAUGGAGGUCCAAACCUCGGCGGUGUCGGCCGCCGCGGCCAAUCUCCAUGCUCUGCGCCAGCAUGUUUUCAAAAUGUCAGACUACUGGCAACAGCCCCAGCGAGGGCCACCUCAGCACUCGCCAGGUAUGCAACACAGUCCCUUACAAAACUCAGCCCACCAACAGCAGCAGCAACAGCAGCAGCAGCAACAACAGGCCCAGCAGCAGGCUCAGCAGCAGGCCCAACAGCAGGCCCAACAGCAGGCCCAGCAACAACAGCAACAGCAACAACAGCAGCAACAGAAUCAACACAAUCAACAAAAUUCCAUGCACAGUCCGCUUGGUCAGCCGCAGCAGCAUCAGCAACAGCAGGCGCAACAGACCAACGCUGCGCAGGUGCAGCAGCACAACGCCAACGGCAGUCUGGGACAGAGUCCUGUGUCGCAGCUACAUCAGCAAGCACAGCACGCCAUGUCGAUGGGACAGCAGCAAGCCGGCCAGCAUCAAGCUUCGUCGGCUCCAACCACACCGUCGCCCUCGCAGGCAGCGGAACAUCAGGCGAACGCCAUCGCCACGAGCAUGGCCCAGAGCUUGCACAAUCUCGCUCAGCAAGCCCAGCAAGCUCAGCAGCAGGCCCAGCAGCAAGCCCAACAGCAGCAGCAGUCCAUGUCCCAGGCGUCGAGUCCAUCGCUCGCCGUGCAGGCCGUGCAAGCUGCCCAAGCACUGAAUCAGAAUUUAGGUCAAGCGCUGAGUCAAGCUCUGCAGCAGAACAUGCAGCAGAACCUUGGCCAGACCCUGCAACACAAUUUGGCCCAGAGCCUGACGCCGAGCCUAUCGCCGCAGCAACAGCAGCAGCUGCUCAAUCAGCCGCAGAAUCUGAGCCAAGCGACUCAGAAUCUACAGCAGAAUCUACAAAAUCAAGCGCAAAAUCUGAGCCAGCAGUUGGCGCAGCAGGCGCAGAAUCUGAGCCAGAGCCUGAGUCAGCAGCAGCAACAGACGUUGCAGCAGCAGCAGGCUCACAAUCUGGCGCAGAAUCUCCAGCAGCAGGCCAUCAACAUGGCCAACUCGAUAACGCAGAACGGCGGAUUGGCUGGCAUGAACGUGACGAGCAAUCAACAACAGCAGCAGCAACAAAAUUCGCAAAACUCCAUACUGAGUCCUGGCGCUGGCAGCCAAGAUUCGCACGAUGCCUCUCUGGCCGAGAAGCUUGUCAAUGAAUUACAGUCUCGGGCGGCUGGUCUCUUAGGGAACGCCGCUGCUAAUGCGACAGGCGGCGGAGGAGGAGGUGGCACGGGUGCCGGCAACGCCGGUGGCUUGCCCAACAUCAACGAUCGCACCCUCGAGGAAUGCUGGUCCACUCUGCAGCGAUAUUUCUCGCAGAUCUUCAUGCACAAGAACGCCAUGCAGAUGCACGCACGAGAACUGGGCGCCGCCGCGGCGAACGCCCUCGGCGCUGCGGGCAGGGCUGGACCCGGUGGACCGGGCGGGGUUGGCGCAGCUGCAGCGGGCCUGGCUGGACUAGCCGGUGCCGGUGGUCUGGCCGGCGUCGGCGUCGGCCCCGGCGGCAUGAUAACCGGCAACGAGGUCAAGCCUCACCAGUGCCAGCAGUGCCUCAAAUCAUUCUCGAGCAAUCACCAGCUCGUCCAGCACAUCAGGGUGCACACCGGCGAGAAGCCCUACAAGUGCAGUUACUGCGAUCGCAGGUUCAAACAGCUCAGCCACGUGCAGCAGCACACGAGGCUCCACACCGGUGAACGGCCGUACAAGUGCCACCUACCCGACUGCGGCCGAGCCUUCAUCCAGCUGUCGAAUCUACAGCAGCACCUGAGGAAUCACGACGCCCAGGUCGAGCGGGCCAAAAAUCGUCCGUUUCACUGCAGCAUCUGUGGCAAGGGCUUUGCCACGGAGUCCAGUCUUAGGACCCACACGUCGAAGAAUCAUUGCCAAAUGCUACUAGCAUCACAAUUACUGCCGAAUCAAGUUGACAUCGGGGAGCUGCAACAGCGUGUCGUGUUCCAGCAACAUAAUUCACUUAUCGGCGGCCCAACGGCCACCAGCUGUCCGGUCUGUCACAAGCUGUGCCUCGGCGGCGAAGCCCUCAUGGAACACAUGAAGAUCACGCACAAGGAUCCAAAUGCCUCCGGCGUAGCCAUUCCCACUGCUGACUGCCCGACCUCCGUUGCCGGGGUUUACCUAGCGAAGCGGCGUACGGCCAACCAUCCGUGCCCCGUGUGCGGCAAGCACUACGUCAACGAAGGUAGCUUGAGGAAGCAUCUCGCCUGCCAUCCGGAGACGAGUCAACUCAGCACGAGUCUUAGGAUGUGGCCCUGUUCCGUCUGCCAGUCCGUCUUUACCAACGAGAGUGGUCUAUUAACGCAUAUGGAACACAUGAGGAUGGACCCGAAACAUCAGUUUGCAGCGCAGUACGUACUGAGUCGAGCAGCCGCGGAAAGGCGAGAACGCGAACUUCUAGCUGGAUCGAGUCUAGAGCGGUAUCUAUCGUGUUCGGGAGCUGGCCUCGGUGUCCUUGGUGGUCAAAUGGGCGGACCUCAGAAUCUGCAGCAACCACCCAUGUGCCCCUCGCCGUCGGCUCACUCGGACAGCAGUAGCGGCAACGGAAGACUGUCCUCGGCCGGUAGUGAACCUGCAGAGUUUCACGCAGGCGCCGGUCUACUGAACAACAACAAUAACAAUAACAAUAACAACAACAUGGCAUCGCCCGGGCCGAGCGGCAACAAGCUCAGCGAGAUGCUGCGCGCCGGCAAUCAGCAGACAACGGCGCAACAGUACCACGACGAGAUGCAGUCGCAGCAGCAGAGGAUGGCUGUCAUGGCAGCCGCCGUCUCAGCGGGUCUGCAAAACUCGGUGUCGCCGAAUCUCUCGCCGGUGGACGUGGCCUCGCUGGCCGCAGCCAUGCGCAUGGGCAACAACGGCGACAUGAGCUCGACCGGUACCGGUCAGGGCCAGGGUGGCGCCAACAACACGACGGGCCAGCAGCAGGGCGUACAGUCGUCGACGGGCAGCGAGCAGGCGCUGAGGCUACAGCAGGCCGAGGCACUUUUGCGCUCGCAAGCCGAGCACGCUCUCAGGCUCGCGGUAUCACAGGCGGCUGCGGCUGCGGCUAGUUCGGCCAACGACAUGAGACAUCAUUUGGGACAGCACAAUGGUGGUGGUACGACUGGAAUGUCAGGACAUCACAAUAACCAACAGCUAUCCCAACAGGACACGCUAUCUCCAGAUUUAGGGGAAGCGUUACGACUGCAAGAGCAACGACUGGAGCAUGCCUUGAGGCUUCAUGGCGAUCCACGUGCCCUGAGCUUCACCCUCCAGCACGUUGUCAACCAACAAAACAAUCAGCAACCAUGAAAAUUCGGAUACUACUGAGAUGAGUGGACCCCUUGGACGCAGGACAACGCGUCCGUCUCGCUCAACAACUCGAUCGACAAUCUGCAGGCUGCCACUCAGCAGCAGCAGCAGCAACAGCAACAACAACAGCAACAGCUGCAGCAGCAACAACAGCAGCUUCAGCAGCAGCAGCAGCAUCAGAUGUCAUUGAGCAGCAACGAGCAUCAACAGCAGCAGACGGGCGUUAAAUUGACGAUACCUCAGAUCCACGAUGAUCAGCGUGGCAUCAAGAGGAAGGCCGACGAGAUAAGCGGCAACAACAUCGUCGAGAACGCGUAGACAAUUGACUGCGCCAGUGCCAGCGUUCAAGUGAAAGGUCACAACGUAAUCACUCGUUGUCUCAGCUAGUAUGCAUGAAAUAAUUUUUAAUACUCGAAAAUACACAAAUCGUCGUGAAAACGACAAAAACAUUAUGACAAUACGACCAAUAUGUUAACGGAGUAUUUAAAGCGGAAUCAACAGAAACAUCGACGACCGGAUUUGAAGCAGCCACCGAUUAGUACAUAAUUUUAAGCACCGUAUGAGUGUGACGAAUGUGUACGCGGAUCGUACGCGGCAUGUAAUCAAGCGAUCGAAGAUCGGCGUCGUUUUGAAAACGAUCACCGAAACAUAUACCGAUCUCUUGGUCAUUUGCCGGCGUUAGAUUUUAAGUCGAUAGUUGUUUCAUCUCUUUGAAGCGGGUUUUCCAUACCGAUUCAAUCAGCUUAAUAAUUAAACGUUAACAAUAUGAGUGUAAAAGCUGGAGAUUAAGAUCCGUUGUUGGGUGCCACAUUUGGGAUAGCGAUGGGCAUUCGCUGGAUACACAGCGAAACUCAUCGUCGUUUAAAAAUGCUUGGAAGCCUGAAGACGUGCCAUAAUUAAUAAAUAACAAAGUCGUUUACUCAGCUAUACGAAAAACCCGUCGUUUUGAAGUGGAGGUUUUCUCCUGAAUGGUGCGAAAUCUCCAUUUCAGGACGAUGGGCUUGCGCUAAUUAAAUGAAUUGAUCGAACGCGGAAUAUUGGGUCUCGAGCCACCCUUGACGUUCCGCGAUACAGGCUCGAUUGAACUCGUAGCUUAUUCACUAAGCUCUCAACUUAAAGAUUAUAAAACAAAUUGUAUAGGACUUUUCAGACUUACGAUUAUCUCUUAAGAACUCUUUCCUCCACCACCAACCCACAUGUAAUUUUUAAGAUUCGCGAGAUUGUUUAUAUAUAUAGUAAGUAUAUAUAAACUUGUGUAUAGUAUGAAAAAUAUGAUAUACGCGACGUCGUCGUAAUCGGUAUAAAAGUGUUGAAGUAACGCCGCAUGGAUAAUAAUAAUUAUAAAAAAAAAUAAUUGAUAAUAAUUAUGAUACGCAGCGUUACGGACGUUCAUAAAGUUAGUAGCGAAAGAAAUUACCGAGCGGGACAGACAAAGACGUCGCGCAUACCCGACCAUUCGAACGGAAAUAAGAAAAACUUAUUGAACAAAACUGUAUAUGAUAAAAUUGACGUGACGAUAGACUGACUGACAGCCCCAACUAUCCCUGCACACAAAUUACACAACACACACACAUACAUGCAUGUGUAUAUGCGUGAUCUUUAAGCGUGUACUUGGCACGCAUGUAUACGUAUGCAAUUAAUAUGUACAUACAUUUGAAGGAUUCUCAAAAAAUUUUUUAACGUAUAUGUAUACAU